This is a messenger RNA of Archocentrus centrarchus (flier cichlid), 3019 nucleotides long. Its product is annotated as ubiquitin carboxyl-terminal hydrolase 22-like. Bases 337 to 1869 code for a protein of 510 amino acids. Gene Ontology annotation, molecular function: cysteine-type deubiquitinase activity; zinc ion binding. Gene Ontology annotation, biological process: protein deubiquitination. NCBI's taxonomy places the organism in Eukaryota, Metazoa, Chordata, Actinopteri, Cichliformes, Cichlidae. The transcript has 13 exons. The record is from RefSeq and is a predicted model, not a curated record.
GUGUUAGCAGGCUAACUAGAGAAAGAAAGCUAACUAAUCGUGAGAGUGGAAGUGGAGCUAAACGAAAAGCCAACUGUCAAAACAGCAAGGGGAACAGAAAUUUUAGUGAAGUGAUAAUUCUGUUAGAUGACUACAUGAAAAGACUUAGAGCUAGUUAAUCAGAGACCGUGUUUGUCAGAUGCCCGAGGAGCAUUUUUGGAUACUACAUCGAUUGUCCCAUUUCCAAACGGAAACCAUUUCUGGACAGACAGUUCGUGCUAGCUAGCCUAGCUAAGUGAAUAAUCCAGGAGACUUUUCAUUGUCACCUAAAAACCCAUACUGAAUGUUUUGUCUGUCAUGAGUCCGGCCGGGUGCUCCCAUGUGAACGGUUAUAAGGUGGAUAAUUGGAAACAAAAUCUUCGAGUCAUAUACCAGUGCUUUGUUUGGAGUGGUACUGCUGAGACCAGGAGACGCAAGGCCAAGUCGUGUAUCUGUCACAUGUGUGGCGCCCACCUGAACCGACUCCACUCUUGUCUCUACUGUGUUUUUUUCGGCUGUUUUACAAAGAAACACAUCCACGAACACGCAAAAAACAAGAGACACAAUCUAGCAAUAGACUUAUUAUACGGUGGAAUAUAUUGUUUUGUAUGUCAAGACUACAUUUACGACAAAGACAUGGAGCAGAUUGCCAAAGAGGAGCAGAGGAAAGCAUGGAAAUUGCAAGGCAUAGGGGAGAAAUACACAACAUGGGAGCCAACCAAGAGGGAGCUAGAGUUAUUACGACACAAUCCAAAGCGAAGGAAAAUCACUACAAACUGCACCAUAGGUUUACGAGGGCUAAUAAACCUGGGCAACACGUGCUUCAUGAACUGCAUUGUUCAGGCCCUAACACACACACCACUGCUGCGAGACUUCUUUCUCUCUGACAGACACAAGUGCGAGAUGCAAUCAAACUCCUGUCUGGUGUGUGAGAUGUCGCAGCUCUUUCAGGAGUUCUACUCGGGCCACCGCUCGCCCCACAUUCCAUUCCGGCUGCUGCACCUGGUGUGGACUCAUGCACGCCACCUCGCAGGCUAUGAGCAGCAAGAUGCCCACGAGUUCCUCAUUGCAGCAUUGGACGUACUGCAUAGGCACUGCAAAGGAGACACUAUCAAUGACAACGGCAAGAAGGCCAACAAUCCAAACCACUGUAACUGCAUCAUUGACCAAAUCUUCACCGGGGGCCUGCAAUCAGAUGUUACCUGUCAAGUGUGCCAUGGGGUUUCCACAACGAUAGAUCCAUUCUGGGACAUCAGUCUGGACCUUCCUGGCUCAUCCACGCCAUUUUGGCCCCUCAGCCCUGGAGGGGAUGGCAGCACAGUUAAUGGCGAAAGCCACCUGUCAGGAUCCACCACACUCACAGACUGCUUGCGCAGGUUUACGCGACCCGAGCAUCUAGGAAGCAGUGCCAAAAUCAAAUGUGGUGGUUGCCAUAGUUACCAGGAGUCCACCAAACAGCUGACAAUGAAGAAGCUUCCCAUCGUAGCCUGUUUCCAUCUCAAACGGUUUGAGCACUCUGCUAAACUGCGGAGGAAGAUUACCACCUAUGUUUCCUUCCCUCUAGAGCUGGACAUGACGCCCUUCAUGGCAUCCAGUAAAGAGAGCAGAAUGAACGGGCAGUAUCAACAGUCGGUUGAUGUAUUAAACAAUGACAAUAAGUAUUCCUUGUUUGCGGUGGUCAACCACCAAGGCACAUUAGAGAGUGGCCACUACACCAGCUUCAUCCGCCAGCACAAGGAUCAGUGGUUCAAAUGUGAUGAUGCCAUAAUCACCAAGGCCAGCAUUAAGGAUGUACUCGAUAGUGAAGGGUAUCUCUUAUUCUACCAUAAACAGUUCCUUGAAUAUGAGUAGUCUUUGUGACCAAUGACCAUGAAGAACCACUUUGCUUUUAAUGAGAGAGUCGAGGGACUGGAGACAGGAUGAAACACACAAAGCUACCUGAAAUCUUUUGACUACCAGUCUGCUCCUCCAGCUCUGGAGGACAAAAACAAACAACAAAAAAGACGUGUAAAAUCACACAUCCUUUCAAAAGAAAAUAAAAUAAGCACUGAGCUACUUCUUGGCAUCUACUUGACAAAACUGAAUAAAGAGGAGAGAAGGACGAGUCGCCAGUUCCAGGCUUGGGCAGAGGGAAGAGGCCCCACACCCCCUCAUUCUCUCUCCCUUCCCCUUCCUGCUGCAGGGGCAGAGUCUGAGCGUGACUGACUGUCACGUCGAUUGGGCAUAUCUGGAUAUUUCUUACAGUAUUCUGACCCCCCCAACCCAACCCCACCCCCCCUUCAUUUCUCUCCCAUGGUGCUCUCAUUUCAGCUGACCAAGCAUUUAACUUAGUCAUGAUGGAGGACAGUAUGUUGUCAUAUGCAUAUAGGACUGAAUGCAAAAAAAAAAAAAUUUAAAAAAAAAUUAUAUAUAUAUAAAUCAGCGUAUUAUGAACUUUGCAAGAACAUUUUUAAAGUUAUGGUUAUGAUUCUUAUCAUUUGUGAAUUUAGUUAUGAAAUACUGUAUGAAUCUAGUAUACAUCUAUUUUUUAUGGGCAAAGAAAUAAUGGGAGAGCUUAGAGACGCUGCCUUUGCCAGUAGCUGGGGAAGCGCUGCCAUGGAAACUAAACACAUUUGGACCUGAGUGUUCUCAUGUUUCAUUAUUUACUGUGUUGAUUGUUUCAUUAUUAUUUUUUUUAAGUCUGGUUGAGGGCAGGGAAUAUCUAUUUUUUUAGCAACUCGUUGAGUUUUUGUUUACUCGUUUUCUUUUCUGUGUCUUUUUUUUUUUUUUAAUUAUUAUUUUCAGUACAGUCAUAUGUUCCUUGCUGUCCUGGUACUGGAAAUGUUUUUGACGUAUUAUGCUUUCAUUCUUGUGGAAUUGUUGGUAUAAUGAUGGUGAUGAUUAAUUGGCUCACCUUUGCUGUUUAGAGCGUGUGUAUGUUGAAUGUGAGCUUUGGAUUUUGUACUGUAUGACAUUCUAAAGAGAAGACUCAAUACACAUACCUUCAGAUCAGGUCCUAUAA